Molecule: messenger RNA, 1629 nt
Organism: Mollisia scopiformis
Lineage: Eukaryota; Fungi; Ascomycota; Leotiomycetes; Helotiales; Mollisiaceae
Exons: 4
Coding region: 460-1629 (389 amino acids)
Source: RefSeq, a predicted model, not a curated record
CAGACAAAAACAAGAGACAUUUCCGCAUUUCCAAAAUUCACACGAAACAGUUCACUACAAAUCCUCAAUGUGAAUCAUAUUGUGGAAGUUCUCCAUAAGAACGUUGUAGAUCAUAGUCGUAUGGCUCGUAUCGUUCAAGGAACUCGAGCUGGUGUGCUACCAGCACGUUCAUUGCAUACAUGCCAUGAAUACAUCAAAUAUGUCAUCGAAGUAGACACACUCUGGCCAAGCAGUAGUGGCAGUUGAACGUUAUAGAUUGUUUCUUAUAAGUCCCAAUCCUUUGCUUGGUUUUCAACUCCAGAAAAUAUAAUACCCAAAAGAAAGUGCAAGCCGCGCGCACCUUCUCUUCUUAGCAAGGGCCGACCUUGAUAGUUGCCAUUUUCUGACAACAGAACAUCCCAAGAUGCAUCUCCAAAUCUGCCCGAUUACUCUUCCUAGACCUUUCACAUCAAAGUCAACAUGGGUCUCGCAAAUCGAGUUUCUACGUCAUGGGUGAACACCAAGAUUGAAAGAACACUUGGCUCCUCUCGUGCUUCUGUCCUCCGCACCGUGCUCCUUGUAGGCGCCGGCUGCUUGAUCACCUAUCUCCUCUUACUUCCUCUCUUCUACCUCUUCAGUACAUUCACCAAUUUUUCUUCUCAGACUCGCUUCCAAUCUUUGAUCCAUGAACCCGGAGAGGAUACAAUCGAACACUUUGCAGGAAGUCGAGACUGUGGGAUCACACAAGCAGACAUUUAUGAUGCUCCAUGGCCCACGAGCCCAAACGCUUCUCCCUUCUGCAAGAACAGAGCGACACUCCUAGAAGCACUCAGUGGUGGUGGAAGACAUGGAUUCGAUGAGCCCUAUGUAGGCAAAGGCUGUACCUACCGAUGGUUUCCAACUCCAGAGAUUUGUAUGAUCCUGGAACGCCUCAAUGCCAUCGUAUUUGUUGGCGAUGAUGUUUCCAGAUCCAUAUACGCGGCUUUCAAUGUUCUUUUUCGAGAGGAUCUCGUUCUUGGAAGCUUGCAGGAAUGGCUCAUGACAGAGGAAGAUCGCAUGAAAUGCAAGUGUGACAAUCAGUUCAUCGACAGUCAAUGCCAAGCAUUCGCUAUCAAGAGCAGAGACGAAGUCAAGAAGAGUGAAAGUGGCGACCGGAAAGGAACUCCAUACUUUUGUGAAAGAGUUCCUCAUGCGUAUAUACCAGUGGAUACUGUUCCAACCUCAGCUGCCUCCCAAACACUUUUCAAAGAGUUGAUGUACUCUAAGCCGAAUCCUUGGCAACCAAGUCCCAUGAUCUUCUCCUUUGGUCACGGCUCUUCGUUUGACGUAUCGACCACGACUCGGGCUUUGGAUGAAUGGACUAGCUUGGCCACAGCUGCAGAAAGGAAUAUCCCAAUGCUGUUCCUCGGAUCUCCAGCUUUCAGUCUAAGUAAGAGUACUGGGACGGCGCCUGACAAGGGAAACCUUGCAGUAUGGCAGUAUUUGGACGAGAUGAGUCCAGUUGCAAAGGAGAAGCACUUCGAUGUAUUGAGCCUGUACAAUCUUACUCUGCAAGCUUCGACAGCUGAUGGCGAGAGUUUUGGUGAAAAGGUAGCUCUAGUUGAGGCCAUGAUGAUCAUCAAUUGGCUGAGUAAGUUAGAGACUUCUUGA